AUGCGGGAAAAGCUAUUUUGGUACGAGGACCAGCAGAAGAUCAACGAGUUCGGCCGCCUCAACACCCGUCUCUUGGAAAUCAGGGAUGAUAAGUCGCACAUCAAGGACAUUUUGGACAAGCUGGACGAUGCGACAACCGAACUCAUGACCGGCGAAGGCGACUCGGUGAUGCUCAUGCUGGGCGACAGUUUCAUGGAGUGCGAAGAGGAGUUCGCCACGGACUACUGUGAGCGGCAGCAGGAGAAACGGCAAUCGAAGUUGGACGAUCUCGUAGACGAGGAGAAAACAAUUCUGCUACGACAAGGGGUCCUUAAGAAGGAAUUGUACGCGCGGUUUGGGUCAUCCAUCCAGCUGGAAGCAUAACAAAGCAACCGGAGGAGUACAUGGUGUUGUUCGUGUUGGGGUCUGCUAAUAUAACUUAGGGGGGGGUGGGGGGGGGCGGUGACGAUGUUUUUCCAGUAGCCUUUGCAGGGUUUUCUAUGAAGUAAACAUGUUGGAUAAAGCUAUCGGGGAAGUUGGGAUAGGGUUAGGGUUAGGGACGGGUUAUUCGUACCCCCUCGAUGUUCUAUUUCCUCUUGAACUUGUUUUCCUCGCGGAGGCGGUCCUGUUUUUCCGGCUGGAAGGUUCAGCCUUGGUCGCAGGGGUUGGCAGAACUUUUCUCCAGUAGUCGUCUUGUUGUAAUACACACGUUGCAUUGUGUGAAAACUGCCGUCGCAUGACACCGUGCUAGCAGUGAUUUCCUGUAAGCGUUUCCUGGUCUGUCUCUGACAACUUAAAGAGGGCUUGGUUGAUCAAUUGUUUGCUGUAAGCAGUAUCCAACGCAGAGAGAGGGAGAGAGAGAGAACCGGCGUUCUAGUUUCGCUCUUGACUUUUGGCGGUGCGCGCUGUCGUCACUAGGCAGUCCAAUGAUGCAGUACCCUUUGUUGCCUGCCCACCAGUUCAGUACAUCAUUUUCUCAAGCGGAGGCACCAAGCUGUCGGAGAUAUGCAUCAUGGCUGGAUACCUCCAGUAGCAUCAUGAGUCACGCUGGAUACCUGCAGUAUUGCAUCAUGAGUCACGCAAUUCUCUCUGUAGUCGAUUGCAGCAACACAACAAGACGUCUCUGUCUGUGUGAUGCAUAUAUAUGUAUGUGCAAAUACAUGCGUUCUACGCGUGUAGCCUAGGGAUAAUAGGUUGAGAGUUUUGUCCUAGAUAACCUGCUUGUAGAAGUCGAGCACGGAGACUCUGAAUACGUCAGAGAGAUUGUGGGAAUAUUUACGGUGAAACUUUCUUGGGUUGUCCGAAAAGACCCCGAGAGACCAGUACAGCGAGUAGAUCUCGGGAGAACCCUGUUGAGGACGGUUGUGUGAUUUUGUUUUUUGUUUUCGAGAUGAGACACAAGCGUGCUCUCGCUCCCGUUGUGCUCACUCCACUUAAGCACCAUCAAAACCUGACGCGGGAGUCAGUCAGUAAUCAAACAUCAUU
This is a messenger RNA of Ectocarpus siliculosus, 1464 nucleotides long. The record is from the annotation of a GenBank genome assembly. NCBI's taxonomy places the organism in Eukaryota, Phaeophyceae, Ectocarpales, Ectocarpaceae.